AUGGCUAUUUCUACCGUCAACCGAGAAUAUUACAAAAUAUUAAAUGAUGAUGAUUUACUAUCUCAACUAGUUCCCCAGGCCGAUGAUUCCGAAGACAAGGUCUUGAAAGGUCCGAUCGGAUCCGGCGUCAGAACAUGUCGGAAUCCGACAAAAUCUGGCACAAGUUGGAAUCAUGUAGUAUUAUGUCGGAAUCCUGGCGCCCAGAUUCUGUGCCGAAAACAAGGAUGUAUUCUUUCACCUUUACUGUUUAUUAUUGCGAUUGAUUGGAUACUUCAAAAAGCUCCGAAAGAUCAAAAGUUAGGAGUUAAAUUGAAUUAUAAACAGGAAAUAGAAGAUUUGGAUUUUGCAGACGAUAUCGUACUUAUAGCUGAUAAUACACAGAAAAUGCAAGAAAAAACAGAUCGUAUAGAUACUCAUAGUAAAUCAAUAGGGCUAAAAAUAAAUGCAAAGAAAAAAAAUAUUAUGGUGGUAAAUGAAAACAAGUUUGGAGAUGAUGUAGAAAUUAUAGUUAAUAACAAUAAAUUGGCAAAGGCGCAGGAGUUUAUGUAUUUGGGCAGCAAAAUAUCUCAAAGCGGUGACAUUAUGAUAGAGAUAAACAAUAGAAUAGCUAAAGCAGCAUAUGCACUGAAAGCACUAAACAAACUAUGGCAAAAUAAAGGUAUUCCAUUGAAAACAAAGAUGCAACUGUACAAAGCAAAUGUAAUAGCAGUGCUCAUAUAUAGUAGUGAAACGUGGCAGCUAACCAAACAACAAGAAGAAAAAAAAUUCUUUUGA
Molecule: messenger RNA, 774 nt
Organism: Didymodactylos carnosus
Lineage: Eukaryota; Metazoa; Rotifera; Eurotatoria; Philodinida; Philodinidae
Source: the annotation of a GenBank genome assembly